Molecule: messenger RNA, 1179 nt
Organism: Letharia lupina
Lineage: Eukaryota; Fungi; Ascomycota; Lecanoromycetes; Lecanorales; Parmeliaceae
Exons: 3
Coding region: 1-1179 (392 amino acids)
Source: RefSeq, a predicted model, not a curated record
AUGGUGGUCUUUGUUGACUUGGAAGACGACGUCCCUGACGAUCCCCACGCCGAUCCCAAUGAACCCCGCGGGUUCUCAUCUCUCCGCAAGCACCAUCUCGGAGACAGGUCGACGGCGGAGGUGACGGCCAACGGCGACGAUGAACACGUCGAGGAAAGGCCCAAUCCCAACAUCAACAGCUUCUCGGCAGCCCUGGGCGCCUAUCCCAUCGUCACCCAACUAGCCCACAACGUGGACCUGAACACUCUCGACGCCCUGUCACGUACAUGCCGUCAGAUCCGCGCUAACCUGCUGCAAUACCGCACUCGCCUCGUGCAGCAGACGCUCCGCUGCGAAAACGAGUUCCGCGAUGCCAAGUCCUCCGAACGCGAGAAGCCGGGGCAGAAAUGGCAUAUACUAGGCGAGGCGGGACAUCUGGUCUCUGGCAAAGUGUCAGCUUGUGCGAGGGAUCUGGUCAGCGAUUGUCGGCGGUGCGGGAGGAUCGUUUGCCGCAACUGCACAUCCAAACCCCCACCCCCCUCGUCCCUCCCCUCCCGCCACCGCCGCCUCUGCCCCUCCUGCCUCUCCGCCCCCCUCUCCCUCCUCGCCUCCUCCGCCUCCUCCCCCUGCGCCUGCACGACCAGCAUCCACCUCUGCGCCCCCUGCGGCGCCAGUCUCGCAACCGCGGACACGACGUACCGCCGCGUGUGGACGUGGCGCACGCGGUUCGCGACCAGUUAUGGGGGCUUGGGGACCGGGAUCGGGGAGGGGAACGAGGGCGUCAAGUGCGCGCGGGGGAGGGGGUGUCAGGGGGCGGUGGAUGUGGAGGUGGAGUUUGAGUGCGGCAGCGGCGGGAGCAGGAACGGGAGUGAUGGUGGUUUGAGCGGGGGCGGUGAUGGUGGUGGUGGUGGGGGGGUGAGGGAAGGCGGUGAGAGUCCGUGGGGAGAAAAGGACGAGGCGGGGUAUUUGUGGCAAGAGAUUGAGGGCUUGGGGGGGGUGGUCAAGAAGAAGGUCAGGAAGAGGGAGAGGGUUGGGGCCACGGUGAGGGAGUGGGAGGAUGAGAGGGAGGGGAGGGGUGAGGUUUUGGGGAGGGAGAAGAGAGGGGUGGAGAGGAGCUGGUGCGGGUGGUGUGGGAGGGUCGUGCUGGGUGGGAGAGACCUGCUGGAAGAAGAAGCAGCGCUGCGGAAAUUGAUGAUCUGA